UUCAGCCGUAUCAAUCAGCCCUCUUCAGCUCACCUUCUUCCUAUUCUUCUUCUGAAAUUCUCCCAAUUCUCAUGGUCCUUCUAAUCUCCAAGUCCAGGGCGGCACAGAAUCAGGUAAGCUUUUAACAUGGCGGGCCUUCAGAACCGGCGGCAGGAACUGGACCCCUCUGCUGGGGUGUUUAAACGACCCCUUAUUGACUCCGAUGACAUCAUCAUUGACAUACUGUCAAGGCUUCCAGUCAAAUCUUUACUCCGAUUUCGGUGUGUAUGCAAGUCAUGGCAUACUUUGAUCUCCGAUUCUCAUCUUGUUAGGAAGCACCUCCGCCGCGCAGUCAGAGGGGUCAAUGCUAAUAGCAGCAAGCUCCUUAUUUCAAACAGUCCUCUGUAUUCCAUAGACUACGAAGCACUGGAGGAUGUCAAUAGUUUUGUUGCAAUCGAAGAGCUUCAUUUACCAGUACCGUUAGUGCUUGACCGAAUGAGCAUUGUGGGUUCUUGCAACGGCUUGAUAUGUCUGCACGAAAACAAAGGCGACUUUUUCUUAUGGAACCCGUGUACUAGAGAUACCCUGAAGUUACCAGGAGUUACUUAUUUUCCUUCUAGUCCAAUGUUUUAUGGAUUCGGUUAUGAUUCCACCAUAGAAGAUUACAAGGUUAUAGUGGGUGGUACAUCUAGUAGUGAAAGUGAUUUGCUUACAACCACAAUCGCACUCUUUACUCUCAAAUCGGGUUUGUGGAGGACUGUCCAAGGCCUUAACUAUGUUAAAUUGAAUGGGCAGGGGUGUUUGUUAAACGAAGCUCUGCAUUGGGUAGAAUUUGAAUGGAGGUGGGAGGGCUAUUUCAAUGUACUUAGUUCAAGAAUCAUCUCUUUUGAUUUAGCAGGGGAGAAAUUUCAGGAAAUGGUGCCAUUAUCAUCCUAUCUUAGCGACCAAAAAUAUAUAUCCAUCCGUAUUGGGACGACUACAAAUUGUCUCUUUGUAUAUAUGUUCAAUCACAGCAAUUUCAGUGAUAUUGCAAUUACAAUAUGGGUUAUGAAGGAAUAUGGGGUCAAAGAAUCUUGGACUAAAAUCAUAGACAUUCCGUCGGAGCUUUUCCGUCCAUUUCAAGGAGUAUUUUUUCUGAAUCUUAUAUGUAUUUUAGAGAGCGGUGAAGUUUGCAUGAGUUAUUCAAGUGGCCUGGUAUCAUAUAAUCCGAAGGAAAAUACAUUUAGGAGUGUUCUUAGCUCGCCUGUUAUUUUGUUGCCUGAAGCAAUUAUGUACGUAGAGACUUUGGUUUCACCAGUAGUUGAAAGUUGGGCAGACAUCUGAGACCAACAGUGUUUUGCGUGAUGAGGGCGUCCCAAGGCUAGUUCAGAGACCACUUGAAAUUGCUUGGACUGGGAAAAUUAGCAAGCUAUGCGCACACUUUACUUUAAAGAAAUAUCAACAGGACCAGCCAACCCGACUUGGAAGUCGAUGAAGGAGAUGGUUACCUUUGCCAGGACCUGCUGAGUUGGAGCGAGAUCUGUUGUGGAAAUUCCAUGUUAGAGAUUUUAAGUAUAUCCUUUGUAAAGUUGUUGAAGAUGAUGGACAAGGUUGAAGAGCAUUGUAAUGUGUUUGGUCUACAAUUUCCCUCCUACUUGCAUCGCAAGGUUUUUGGAACUGUAUGUCGUAAAAAAUAAAAAAAUUCAUCAUUGGGCCC
Molecule: messenger RNA, 1675 nt
Organism: Prunus mume (Japanese apricot)
Lineage: Eukaryota; Viridiplantae; Streptophyta; Magnoliopsida; Rosales; Rosaceae
Product: F-box/kelch-repeat protein At3g06240-like
Molecular function (GO): protein binding
Source: RefSeq, a predicted model, not a curated record